AUGGACGAGUUUCCGAACGAGCUGCUACUCCAAAUCUUCAGUCUCCUGCACACGCCGAUAACAUGCUUCUCUUCACCGCCUGUACCCGCUCCUUCGCGAGACCUCCUGGCGCUGUGUCGCGUCUGCCGAAGCUUCAGAGAUGUCGCGAGAUCGCUCAUCUACGAAUCCAUUGAGCGGGCAGGCGACAUGAACAACGAGGCCUUUCGUCAGCUACCACGUACUCUUCUCGAAAACGUGGAACUGUGUGGGUACAUCAAGAAUCUGAGACUGAAGAUGGAGGACGGUUUCGAGGUAGGUGAUUUUUGGGCGGGGCAUAGCCUGCGACCCGAGAACGAGCUCGAUGACGAAGAGAACGAGGAACGUGCGACUUACGAUGCAAAAUGCAUUCGCUAUCAGAGACGGCAUCAGAAGAUGCUGGAUGGCGAUGGAAGUGACGUUGACAAAGGGGUGAGCGACGUACCAGAAUACACGCCAGAAGGCUACGAGUGGCUCGGCGAACUCAUCCCGGCUAUGAAUAGCAGUCAGGCACAUGCCUCUGACCACGACCUUCUUGAGCGCGCUAUCUUGGGAGAAGAUGUACUACUUACCCCGUGUAUUCUUGCUGCAUGCAAUCUGGAACGGCUUUGGCUCCGCCUCCCAAAAUCACAACUGGACGAGGGCAGCUCAAGUUUCGUGCUCAACAGCAUUGUCCAUAGUGCCAACGAGGGUGGAUUCGAAAGGCUCAAAGUCCUUCAUCUUGAUGCAUACCAAAGCGGUAUCGAGUGGCCGGUCCGUAAUGCGCUACCUUUGUUUCGUCUUCCAAGCUUGACCGAUCUAACCAUCGGCAAUUGUGGUGAGACUGAUCUCGGACGCCCGUGGGCUGUUGGACCAGAUACUGACGACUCCGCAUUCAUGGGAGAGCCUUGGGUGUGGCCUGAUCGCACGUCGUCCAUUACCAAGCUAUCGUUACUGUCCCCGCACUUCAGCGGUUCCAUAGUCGCGAAGAUGCUCCUUGCUUGCAAGGAGCUCACCGAAUUCGAAGUGCCUACAGCACGUCUGAGUUUGCAGAUCUUGGAUUUGAAGAUUUCAUAA
Molecule: messenger RNA, 1071 nt
Organism: Alternaria infectoria
Lineage: Eukaryota; Fungi; Ascomycota; Dothideomycetes; Pleosporales; Pleosporaceae
Exons: 3
Coding region: 1-1071 (356 amino acids)
Molecular function (GO): protein binding
Source: RefSeq, a predicted model, not a curated record